AACACCUUUUCAACACGGCUUUUUAGGUUAACUUUUAAGUAGCUAGCAUUUGGUUGGAUAGUUUUUUUGUUAUCACAAGGUUGCAUGUCAUGCUACAACGGUUAUCGAUUCGAAUCUCUUUUGAGUGGAAUAAAAAGAUUAUUAUGUGCUGUUUUUUGUAAACUGGACAACUCUUAAAUCAAUCCGACUAAGGUUAUCGAAUAGCUUUUUUGCUUGAAAUGAGGAUGAUAGGAAUUCUUCAAAUAAAACAUUUUUUUUGUUCUUGGAUUGUCUGCUUGGUGAUUCUAAAGGCACGCGUCAGAUUUGACAGUUAACGGCGUUAACGCCGAGUUGACAAAAAGAGGUUAGGUUAGUUUUAGUUAUUAAGAUUUUGAAAUUUUAAUAAAACAUUCAGAAAAAUGAUAAACCUGCUAUUCUAUAAACAAUUACGUUAAAAUAUCGGUCAAGAAAUAGAAUGUAAAAUCUGUAUUAAAGGAUUGUGUGAAGUCUGUAGACAGACAUAGCAUGAAAAUGGCCCAAAUGAAGAAGGGUCUCGUUGAAGAAAUAAAAACAAGGCCUGGUGCAGGCAAUGGAUUGUGGGUCUUGUUCCUCCUACCUUUAGCUGUCAUCAUGUCGUAUGCGAAACAUCCAAUUAUUGCUACACCCACGUACAAAUUAGCAGCUUUAUUAUGUACAGGCUUUAUUUUAACGUCCUGCAUAAUUAUAUACCAAAAAUACGAAUUAAGGAGACUGAAAAUUGUUAAUUUAUGGACUUUGCUAGCUGUAGGAGCUACUUCAGCAUUGUUUCACAUUUGUGUUCACAAAGGGUGGACACUAUCCAUAGCAAGUGGAAUUGCCUCUACUUUGGCAUAUUUCAAAAUUUACACCUCUGUUUUAACAAAGUUUAAAGAAUGCUUUACCCUAGGAGAAGCUGGCUUAGUCAGUCAAAGUAUAACAAUGAUAUUCUACUUUACAGCAGUAAAAUUAGUGGAAAUUGUUGCUGGCAAUAAAAAAAUUACAAGCAAUAUGCAAGUUGCAACAUUGAUAAUUCAGUUUGAACUCCUAUGUGUUGGACUUAUAGCAUGGCUGUCUUACAUAUUCCUUAUAAAAACACCAAAAAGAUUUUACACAAUGUGUUUUUUGAUAAUCACUUUUGUUUUUUUACUGCCUUUGAAAAUGAUUACAGGAGAAUACCCUAUUCUAUGGAUAAUAAGUUUAAUUGACAAUAUUCCUACAAUAAAAUUAAUGAUGUACUGGAGCUUCUGUACUGGUGUAGCUAUUUUGUCAGUUAGUAAUCAAAUUUUCUAUGCUAAAAAAGCAUCAACAGGAAAAAGGAAAAUAUUUCACAUACUGUGUGUAGCAGUAUAUAUCCCAGGAUUACUCUGUAAAUGCUCUCUAUUAUAUUUGGCAAGUGGUAUGCUAACAGGAGCAUUCUUUUUUUUAGAGAUACUUCGUCUUUUGAGAAUGCCCCCACUUGGCAUACACCUCCAUGAUGGUUUUGUGGUGUUUAGUGAUGAGAAAGACACCCUAGUGGCCUUAACACCAAUUUACCUUUUAGUAGGAUGUUCUAUACCAAUCUGGAUCCACCCAUCACCUUGUGAUGUUACAGACUCUGGACUAUUCAAUAUGAUCCCAUUGAUGAGUGGGUUACUUGCUAUUGGUUUGGGCGACACUGCUGCAAGUAUAGUGGGAUCUAGCUGCGGAAGAGUCCAUUGGCCAAGAUCAAAGAAAACUUUUGAAGGAACAAUAGCAUGUAUGUUAACUCAGGCUGGAAUGGUUUACCUACUAGCUUACCUCAAUUUCAUCUAUACACUGUCUCACAUUGAGUUAGUCAAGAUUGGCCUGUCCAUUAUUGUAAGUUCUAUAGUUGAGGCUAAGACGUCACAGGUGGAUAAUUUAGUGCUUCCUUUAAUUACAUAUAUUAUACUUAUGAUAUAAGCAUUUUUUGAGCACCUCCAAUAUUGUUUUUGUUAAAUAAACUAGUCAAGAUACCAACCUUCAAACUUUUGGAACUGUGAUCCAGUAGAUUUCUGUAAUGUUAAGGCCAAAAAUAAAUUGUUUUUUAUAUGCUUGUUA
Messenger RNA from Acanthoscelides obtectus, 2055 nucleotides. The record is from the annotation of a GenBank genome assembly. NCBI's taxonomy places the organism in Eukaryota, Metazoa, Arthropoda, Insecta, Coleoptera, Chrysomelidae.